AAUGGUGACAGACGUGCAGCUGGCCAUUUUUGCCAACAUGCUUGGCGUGUCACUCUUCCUGCUGGUUGUGUUAUAUCACUAUGUUGCCGUCAAUAACCCCAAGAAGCAGGAGUAGAAGUUGCCAUUAUGAUUUGGAGAGGUGAGAUGGGACUCCCACCACCAUCGAAACAACAUUCCCCUCUUCCAGGCUUCUUCUCCAAGAGAUGAAUAUCUUUGUUAAAUUGCACAGUAGUGUUUUUUUCUAAUAAAAAUGUGUGAAGUCC
Molecule: messenger RNA, 263 nt
Organism: Larimichthys crocea (large yellow croaker)
Lineage: Eukaryota; Metazoa; Chordata; Actinopteri; Sciaenidae
Gene: ost4
Product: oligosaccharyltransferase complex subunit 4 (non-catalytic)
Exons: 2
Coding region: 2-115 (37 amino acids)
Cellular component (GO): oligosaccharyltransferase complex
Source: RefSeq, a predicted model, not a curated record